Molecule: messenger RNA, 2345 nt
Organism: Perca fluviatilis (European perch)
Lineage: Eukaryota; Metazoa; Chordata; Actinopteri; Perciformes; Percidae
Gene: derl3
Product: derlin 3
Exons: 7
Coding region: 54-761 (235 amino acids)
Biological process (GO): endoplasmic reticulum unfolded protein response
Cellular component (GO): endoplasmic reticulum membrane; Hrd1p ubiquitin ligase ERAD-L complex
Molecular function (GO): misfolded protein binding; ubiquitin-specific protease binding
Source: RefSeq, a predicted model, not a curated record
CGGUGCAUUCAGUGAGUAAAUCAUUGCUGACAGUGAGGCAAGCAGCAUCAGUGAUGGCUCACAGCUUCACUCAGGAGUAUUUUCAGAUCCCCGUGGUGACCCGAGCCUACACGACCGCCUGUGUGCUCACCACCGCUGCUGUGCAACUUGAGGUCAUCACCCCCUUCCAGCUCUACUUUAACCCAGACCUCAUCAUCAGAAGAUACCAGAUAUGGCGCCUGAUAACCAGCUUCCUCUUCUUUGGUUCUCUUGGAUUCAGUUUCGUGUUCAACAUCAUCUUUCUUUAUCGAUACUGUCGGAUGCUGGAGGAAGGCUGUUUCCGGGGAAGGACGGCGGAUUUUGUUUUCAUGUUCUUGUUUGGAGGAAUCGCGAUGACUCUGUUUGGUCUGUUCGCCAACGUCUUCUUCCUGGGCCAGGCCUUCAUCAUCAUGCUGGUGUACGUGUGGAGUAGAAGACAUCCGCUCGUACGCAUGAACUUCUUCGGCCUCCUGAACUUCCAGGCCCCGUUCCUCCCCUGGGUGCUCAUGGGCUUCUCGCUGCUGCUCGGAAACUCCAUCGUGGUCGACCUGUUAGGUAUCAGUGUCGGCCACAUGUACUACUUCCUAGAAGACGUGUUUCCAAACCAGCCGGGAGGAAGGAAGCUGCUGAUGACACCAGAUCUUCUGCGAGCCAUGUUCGACCGGCCGCAGGAUCCAGACUACCGCCCUCUCCAAGAAGAGCAGCAGGGUGGAGAUCUACAGGACGACGAGCCAAACAACUAACACAACCCCAAUCCCCAAAAUUUGGAUAAAUCAGAUGACGCAGAAAGACAGAAGAUGUGCAGCCCCAAGUUCUUGCAGAGGACAGUUCAGACAUAUAAGGACUGAACUGCAAGUCAGCAUCAUGAAUAGUCAAUGAUAUACGGCCAAAAAAACAAGUCUCAACUCUCUAUUAAGAAGACUGUGCUGCAGUUUAUUUACAACAGAAAGCAUCAUUUAAAAAAGCAAUGGGAAAUUACCCCAAAAUUCAAAGGAUGAUGGGUAAAUUAUGGGUAGAAGCAAGACCGAGCAGAACAAACUUAUAAAAGGUACCCUGUGGAGCUCUGGCAACUUUCAGCCCUGUGUUCAGUGGAUUGUCAGGAGCUAACCCUGCUCCAGAGAAGGGCCACUGUGAACGCUUUAUUAGCCUGGGGUUUAGUACGGAGUGAAAAGCCCUAAAGUAACCCCUAACCAUGAGAUGUGUAAAAAGCUAGUAAAUGGACCUUGAGUUGAGAUUUUCUGUCACAUGCAACGUUUAGGUCAAGAACGAACUUCCAAGCUCAAAAGAAAUUGUUAAAAACCACAAGCACUUUUAUAAGAGCUAAAUUUGUGUUCAUGCCCCAAUGUUGACAAAAUCCCAAACCUGGCGAUAAGCCAGAGAAACCGCUUCGCCUGACUACUUUUUACAAAGCUAUUCACUUUUUUGUAAGCAUAAAGAAAUAAAAAAAACAUCCUAAGAGAGCUCCAACUGUGUAAAAGAAGGAAAAAUAGCUGGGAACUGAUUUCUGACCACAGCUUGGCUGCUCUAGUGUCAACAGAACCAGAGGAGUAAACUGGCUUAGAAAGAACUGAAAAGGAGCAGGACUAACACGCUUGCCCUUGCUGUUGUGGCACUGCUGCUGGUUCACACAACAGCCGACGGCCUGAAAUCCCAUCAGCCCCAUCUGCACACUCUGCACUUUCACCCGCUGCCUUUGUGGGUCAAACACUGAGGCACAAAAUGGAAAUUGCUUAGCGCAACAACACGCAAACAAGUCCCUGUGGGACCCCCCCCGCUAACAACAAAACACAUACUUCAUCAUCCCUCAUAACCGCUGAUAAAUAUUAGUCAAGAAUCCAACUCUGUGUUUUCAGAGACUCAGCAAAGAGAGAACACACAGUCCACUAAUUUUUUUUCUUCAAACAUUGAUAAAUGAAACAGAGUGGUGUUUCAUCUUCAACAAACCCAUCUUUGACGGAGUGUAAAUGUACAGCAAAAAAUUUACUUUUUGUGUUUUUGCCAACUUAGAGAGGAAUUUGCCACCUAAAACCAUCAUGUGAGCUAUAAUUCAACAAGACAAGACAAAUCAAGCUCUUUCACUUUUUUUUUUAUUUUGUAAGAAUUAUUCAAAUGUACAAAAAGACAACAAAUACAACCUAACAAUAUAUUAUUUGAGACUGGCUGUGUGGUUUUUAUUCUCACUCUGUGGUCAGGUAAAAGUCAGUGGUCAAAGUGAGAGAGCAGCUUCUCCAUGCCGAGGGUUCGGAAGAGAAACAUGAAGGAUUUUCUACCGGGGGCUUUGCCAAACAGAACGUAAUAUUAACAUUGAUAAUUAAAAUUAAAAAAAA